AUUCAUCUCGCUUAAUUGGGAAUUGAGAGAAUCAUUAUCUCUCGGAAAAGUUUAACACCAUGAAUCAUUAUCUUCUCGGAAAAGUUUAACACCAUUCAUUCUCUUCUACGAUUAAGGGAUAAAACAAUUGCAAGCAAGUCCUUGGGAGGAAUCAUUGGAGAUCCAUCCGAACCGUCCAAUGAAGAAUAAGAGGAGAGCAAAGCGCCAAUGGCGCGCGAAACGCAUGCUCUAAUAAGAUCACACCAACAUAUUAUUUUGGACUUUCCCAUAACAAAAAGUCUACAGAGAUGCAGUUCUAAAUAAUCUUUGUAAGAGAACUGGGAAAAUUGAUGCCUAAGCCUCCAGUAGUAUAUAAACAUGAAUUGAAUAGAUCUGCAAUGCUAAAUGCAAAAUACUUCUGCAUUAGAAUCAAUGGUUUCCGAUGUUGAUAAUAUUCACUGGCACAAAGUUUUCGACAUAUUUAAAAGCUCAGAACUACCGACUAAUAUGCUAAGAUCAUUAGAUCAAAGAACUUAUAUUAAUUAGAAGUAAGACCAAACGAAAACACACCGGCUUUCAUCUCAUCACUCUUCACCUCUUCAUUUAGCACUACAGAGUAUAGACAACCCACUUUUCCCAAAUGGUCAAUACAGAGCAUAUAUAGGGUAUGAACAAUGGUAAUUACAACUCAACUUCUUACUCCAAGAGGCACACAUGCUUUCCUUAAUCACCCACAAAUCAUUGAAUUACAUAAUGAGUUUGGUCUGGAGCUAGAGUAAUAAAGUAGCGCAAAUCCGUUCUCAUAAACUAUCACCUUAACAACUGUGUUCCUGGAUGAAGGAGGUGGUGCCAUGGUGGUUGUUAGCAUUUAUACUGUUUUAUAAUAUUGUGGUAAUUUAUCUUUAUUUUCUUGUUAGUCAUAUUUCACACACCUAAUAUUUCCCAUCCAUUGCCAAACUCAUCUUUCUUGCAAACAAAAAGAUAACCCCUUUAGCAAUGAGGUUGUAACUGAGGAAGCAGAUAUCCUCAAAGUUGUGCUAUUCUAUGUCCUUCCAUGAAUGCAUGGUUAAUGAAUAGACUUCAACUCUAAUAACCACAUCAUCCAUCAUCCCAUUGGUUAUCACUAUCCAAACCGUUACUAUAGAAACUAUGAUCGUUGAGGGUGUUGGGUGGACCGUCUGGACAACGAUGUGGAAGUGGAAGCUACCUCCGAAAAUCAAACAUUUCUUCUGGCAGGUGUGCAGCGGUCUGUUACCAACGAAAAUCAAUUUGAAGUCCAGGAAAGUUAAUUGCUCGAGUGUGUGCGGGCUGUGUGGGGAAGAAGAGGAGUCUCUGCAACAUCUUUUUAUCUCUUGUCGGGUCUCAAAGGAAGCCUGGGCAGCUGUUGACUGGAGCUGGUCGGCUUCUACUGAGGGAUCUUUUCUGGAGCAAGUGCAGCGGGAAUUCACAGUGAAGAAGGAGGACGGGCUGUGUAAAAUGAUCUGGGGGUGUUGGGGAUUAUGGUGUGAGAGGAACAAAAGGGUAUGGGAAGGAGUUGAGGUUGAAAGCAAAUCAAUACUGGUGAAGGCUAGGGUCUUUGUGGAGGGGUGGAUUUUGGCACAAAAACCUAGCUUGGGGAGAAGCUCAUCUCCAGGAGGUGUUGCUGCAGAUUGGAGAAAACCUCCUCAGGGCAGGUUGAAGUUAAACAUUGAUGCAGCGGUCAGGAGUAAUAGAUGCGGCUUGGGGGGUUUAGUUAGAAAUGAUGCUGGGGAGUUUGUAGCCGGAUUUGGCAAAAUUUGGCAGGGACGGUUAUCUCCUUUGGAAUCUGAAUUGCUGGCUAUUCGGGAAGCCUUGAGUUGGAUUAAAGGUAAGGGGUGGGAUUCGGUGGAUGUGGAGUCAGAUUCUUUAGGAGCUAUCAAGGAAAUCAUUCAAAGUUCGAGUGUGUCCUCACUUGGAGUUAUUGUUGGUGAUAUUAGAUUAUUAUUUUCUGAUAUCUCUUUUUCUUAUAUUAGACGAUCAGCGAACAGGGCGGCCCACGGGUUAGCCCGGACGGCUUGUUCUAUGUCUGAUUGUGUUUUUUGGGAUGAUUUUCCUCCUAGUUGUAUAUCACAUGUACUGAGCAUGGAUUCCAUUAAUGAUAGUUGAUCGUUUUCCUCUCAAAAAAAAAGAAAAAGAAACUAUGAUCG
This is a messenger RNA of Cuscuta epithymum, 2144 nucleotides long. The record is from the annotation of a GenBank genome assembly. NCBI's taxonomy places the organism in Eukaryota, Viridiplantae, Streptophyta, Magnoliopsida, Solanales, Convolvulaceae.